AUCUAAACAACGACAAUAGAAUAUCUAUUCGACCCGUUUCUUGACUGUUGGAUCAUGACCAAAGGCACUUUAUGUGAUCGCAAGUCUUCGUUUGGUCGGUGACAUAAGUCGGGCCAAAUUUUCCCACAACUGUGAUAGGCUUCGAAAAUGGUCGUCUACUCAUUCUAUAUCUUCGACCGACAUGCCGAGUGCAUUUACAAAAAGCGAUGGCCGCCCCCAUCAAUGUCAUCUUCAGGCAAAGUAUCGAAACCAGCUGCCCAGGCUUAUAUCAACGGGGGCGCUUCGGCACGCUCUACCCUGAGCGCAGAAGAUGAUGCAAAGCUCGUUUUUGGUACUGUGUUCUCCUUGCGGAAUAUGGUGCGGAAAUUGGGCGGCGACGAUGACAGUUUCCUCUCCUACCGAACUUCGCAAUACAAACUCCAUUACUAUGAGACUCCCACCAACAUCAAAUUCGUGAUGCUUACCGACACAAAAUCCGGAUCCAUGAGAAUCGCGCUGCAGCAGAUCUAUGUCAAUUGCUACGUGGAAUAUGUGGUGAAGAACCCGCUAGCCCCAAUCGAACACCCUGGAGGCAUCGGCGUCAACAAUGAACUUUUCGAGGCUAGCUUGGAGCAGUUUGUUGAUAGGGUUCUCAAUGCAGCUUGAAGGUCCGAGAUCGGAGGAAACAACUCAAGACCACUGUGAUUCUCAAGAAGUGACAGUGGCAAGUCCAGUUCCGGGCAUCAAUUGGAGGGAGCCUGCAAUAUUUACGCCUUGAGUGCCGCGGCCUUAAGAGGGAUGUGCGCCAUCUCAGUUGAUCAGCCCCAGGCGAGCCGACAGGCUUCCUGAUUCUGCUCCACUUAUCCCACCAGAUGUCAAAGGCCGCCCAGCACCUCAACUCCAGCGUUGAGAGAAGACUAUGCGGCGAACCGGCGGCU
This is a messenger RNA of Exophiala viscosa, 917 nucleotides long. RefSeq names its product Longin-like domain-containing protein. Gene Ontology annotation, biological process: endoplasmic reticulum to Golgi vesicle-mediated transport. The record is from RefSeq and is a predicted model, not a curated record. NCBI's taxonomy places the organism in Eukaryota, Fungi, Ascomycota, Eurotiomycetes, Chaetothyriales, Herpotrichiellaceae. Bases 148 to 645 code for a protein of 165 amino acids. The transcript has 4 exons. Gene Ontology annotation, cellular component: TRAPP complex.